This is a messenger RNA of Plectropomus leopardus (leopard coralgrouper), 637 nucleotides long. The record is from RefSeq and is a predicted model, not a curated record. NCBI's taxonomy places the organism in Eukaryota, Metazoa, Chordata, Actinopteri, Perciformes, Serranidae.
UAUGAUGAACCACAUAAGAAUCUGUCCAAAGUGAUAGCACUGGUGGGUGCUUCCACAAGUACUGAGGCACGGACUGUAGCACCUCUCUUCAUGAUGAAUCUCAUUCCUAUGGUGAGUUAUGCUGCUACCAGUUCAAUCUUUUCAAGAAAACAGCAUUUUCCCUCAUUCCUACGAACAGUGCAUACCAAUAAAGAUGUCAUAGAAGCGAUUGUUAACAUUAUGCAACAUUUCAACUGGCGCUGGAUUGCUUUCCUUUACAUUGAUGGGGAUUACGGCAUUGACGGACUGCAACUGCUAAUAGAAAAGAUCAAGGACACUGAGAUCUGCCUUGCAUACACCAAAAGCCUGAAUCCAUUUUCAGAUCACUCUCAAAUAUUCAAACAAAUAGAAGCACAGAGGAUAGGUGUCAUCAUUGUUUUUGCUCCUGAAUUUACUGCUGAACCUCUCAUUGAGGCAGCAAUAAAACUAAAUGUCACCAACAAAGUGUGGAUUGCAGUGGAUGCAUGGUCCUUAAACAAGAAGCUCCCCAAGAAAAAAGGAAUCAGAAACAUUGGAACUGUAAUUGGGGUUGCUGACACACGAGUUAAAAUACCUGGUUUCACUGAUUUCAUUCAUUCUUCCAGAAGCCAAACUCAUU